This is a messenger RNA of Daktulosphaira vitifoliae (grape phylloxera), 3368 nucleotides long. RefSeq names its product hemicentin-2-like. Gene Ontology annotation, cellular component: plasma membrane; axon; neuronal cell body. Gene Ontology annotation, molecular function: protein binding; axon guidance receptor activity. Lineage: Eukaryota; Metazoa; Arthropoda; Insecta; Hemiptera; Phylloxeridae. The transcript is spliced from 11 exons. Gene Ontology annotation, biological process: homophilic cell-cell adhesion; synapse organization. The record is from RefSeq and is a predicted model, not a curated record. The coding region runs from base 586 to 2262 and encodes 558 amino acids.
UGAAAACGACUGGCAGCGCUGCGAGACGGCUUACCCGCUGGUAAUACAGUCAGUGUUAAUGUUUUAAGUAUAGUAGUUUGAAUACUCUAUCUGCGAGCAACGGGCUUACGGUGUGUGUUAUGUGAAUGGCGACCGGCGGUAUUUCGUAACCGUCACGAAUUUAAUUUAAUAUAUAUAUUUUUUUUAUAUUCAUUUUUUUUUCCUCAAUAGUUCGUGUCAAUUUAUCGUGCCCGUGCUCUAUUCGUGAUCGACUAUCAUAUUUGUUCAAUUGGGUAAAUAUUUUUUUUCAUGUAACGCGCGUGCUGUGAUCAUAUACUCCGGUGCAUGUCGCACUCGUCAUUAACACUUUUUGUUAUUGAUUUCGGUAAUUACUGCCAUCGUGUUUGCUGUCGUGCUGUCGUUUCGAUUUCUUUGCCACCGAAGGGUCUACCUUAACUAUCACGACCGUUUGCUGGCCGCCAUACGGGCAGCUGAUACCUUUUUGCUACCUCUAGGCGCAUAGCAGCUGCCGCCGUAAAAAGAAGAAAAAGAACCAAACUGACUACACAGCAGCAGCAGCGAUUGAACACAAUAAUAUAGCACAACAUGUCGGCCGAAGAAUGUAGUCGACGUCUUCCGCAGAAAUCCGGCAAGAGGCGAUCGACGAUUGUUUGCACUGUAUGGAUGUUCGUCUUACUGGCACUGAUAUCAAUCGACAAAGUUCACUGCCGACCGAAUCAAGUAGGCAACGGAGAUCAAAAUCUAAACGACGACGAGGGAUACUUGGCCGACAGUGAUAACACUACUAACGAUGAAGACGAAGACGGUACAAUUGGAGGCGGUGGAAAUCAACAACCAUCAGUACCACCGACCAUACUGACCACUGGACUUAACAUAGAAGCUACAGAAGGCACGACUGUGAAAUUACCAUGCAAAUUGAACUAUGAUUCCGAUACUGUCGCUACGUUGUGGGUCAACAACAAUAAAACUUUAUGCACUGAACAACACUGUUUUAUGUUCAAUAAUAACCGAAUAAAGGCGUUCAAGCCUCCAAAUGAAUAUGGAUACACUCUGGUUAUAGAAUCUGUCACUCCCGAUGACGCCGGAGAAUAUUCGUGUCAGUUAAGCGUACCGGAAAAAACAAAUAUAACUCAUACACUCCGCGUUACCCAGCCAGCACGUAUUACAGAAAUAGAUCCUAAAGUUACUAGCAAAUUGGAAAGAAUGAAGGGUGAUCCGUUGUACCUUCAAUGUAUGGCUACUGGAAAACCUGACCCAACUAUUAUCUGGACCAAAUCCAAUAAGAAAACUCUUGUUGCCACCAACGAAAACGACAACACUACUAUCAUUAUCUCUAAUGGACCUGAAGUCCGGAUCGAGUCAUUGAUGCCAUCCGACGCCGGUUUCUAUGAGUGCAAAACUGAGAACAGUCACAGUGCUGACCGAAAAGGUUUUCCAUUGGAAGUUAAUUAUAAACCUGAAAUUGAAGUGCCAAAAACAAUUGUUAACACAGGAGAAACUUACACUGCCACCUUGGCUUGCAUCGUUCAUUCAUUCCCAAAACCUAGGGUGUCUUGGCUCAAGAAUGAUCAACCUAUCGAGGUAAUUGGAACGAGGGUUAAUUCAAAGUAUGAAGAUUCGAGAGAGUCCGGCACAAACACUUACAAGUUGAUAAUCAAGCAUAUUAAUUCUGCCGAAGAUUUUGCCAUUUAUAGAUGCCGCGCUGAGAACAAGCACGGAUUUGUCGUAGGAGACCCAAUCUUAGUAACCGGUUCUCCGGCCAAACCGGUAAUGGCUGAAACAAAGGCAGUGGAUACCAACGAAGUCACAUCGAUUGCGGGCCGCAGUACACAAGUCAUUUGGGUUGUCGAUAGCUGGUCACCAGUGUUGGAAUACCAAGUGGAAUAUAAACGACAACAAGAUGAUAAGUGGAAGGCUUUUGAACAUCAGCCUCAAGUGCACGAUCCCGAAAAUCCGUCCACCGACGAACUUAAGUACCGCAUUAACUACACGUUCACUAUGGCCGAUUCGGCUACUUAUGUAGCCAGAGCCCGUGCCCGAAACGAAAAGGGUUGGUCCGAAUGGUCAAACGAUGCCAUUUUUUCGGGUGGUAUGGAAGACCCAAAUGCCAACGAAAUACCAAACCAAAACGGCGAUAAAGUUAUAAAAGCGUCGACUUCAGAUACAGCAUCGUCAACGAGUUAUUCAGCUGUUAAUGUUUGCCUAACGAUGGCGUUUGCUCUUUAUGUGGCCCGACACCUAGGAACCAACAACGCGUGUUGAACACUUAAACACCAUUUACCAGUAAUAGUAUAGGUUAACAAUCUUUGACAGCUCCUGAUAUACUGUAUUAUUAUAUUUUACAUGUUAUGGAAAAUAGGCAGAGUAGUACUUGUAAGACCAUUAAUUGUAAUAAUAAAACCAAAGUAUCUUUAACGCGUCAUCCACGAAUGCCGUUCUAUUGUAACUUGUUCUCGCUAUUAUUAUUAUUUUUAUUAUUAUGAUUAUUAAAUGUAAUGUUUUUUUUUUAUUUAUUUGAUAAAGUCAUCGUAUUGCUGUUUAAAUUAUUACUUAAGCUAUGAAAUUGUCCAAAUGUGUUCCAUAUAUAAGAUACAUAAAGAUUUCAAGAAGAAUAUGCGAACUACUAGUUGCUUAGCUUUAUUUUAUGUAGCCUAUGCAUCAUAUAAAUUAUAGAUAAAUUUAUUAAAUUUUACAAAUUGUAAUUGACACCAGUAAGUGCCUCGAUUUAUUAAAAUGCUUUAUAAAUUAUUUUUAUAAAAAACACUCGACUAUUGGAACGACGAGCUUAUAAAAAUGUAUUUUAUAUAAUGAAAUUAUAAUGUUAUAUUUUUAAAGCUUUUUACAAUAUUAUAAGUAUUUUUUAAACUUCAUUCUAAAAUAGCUUAAAAUGAAACGCACAACAAUAUUGAAGUUAUACCGCAAGUUAUGUAUAAUUAUAUAGUUGUAAAAUUUUUAUUUUAUAUGUAAAAGAUAAUCAAAAUUAAUUAUCAAAAUGUAUGAUGCUUUAAUGUUGUAUAUUAGCGUUGAUUACAUGUUUUUAUGGAUAUGUACUGGAAUUUAUUAGUUAUGCUAUUUACAAUUAGUUUAAUAUGUUUUAUUAUUAUGUAACUUAUAUAUAAUAUGUAAAAUUUUGGUUCUAUUUUUUAGUUUAAGUGUGAUUUUUUUUUUUUUUUUGCUAUGAUAUACAAAAAUUAUAUCGCCAAAAUUUACUACUAUCUAGUUACUACUAUUAUACAACAUUUGUGUAUAUCAUAAUAUUUGCGUUAUUACUAUCAUUAUAUUGGAUAUCUUAACUACAUAGUUACUGUAUUCAAAUUAUGUCGACAGGAACGUUGAAUAUAUAAAUAAAACUUUUAACAAAUACUUCA